Molecule: messenger RNA, 1454 nt
Organism: Dermatophagoides pteronyssinus (European house dust mite)
Lineage: Eukaryota; Metazoa; Arthropoda; Arachnida; Sarcoptiformes; Pyroglyphidae
Gene: Faa
Product: fumarylacetoacetate hydrolase
Biological process (GO): L-tyrosine catabolic process; homogentisate catabolic process; L-phenylalanine catabolic process
Molecular function (GO): fumarylacetoacetase activity
Source: RefSeq, a predicted model, not a curated record
AUUUGCUCAACAACAUCACUGAUUUUUUUUAAAACAUCCUUUUUUAUCAUUUCUUUUUUCGUUGAUUUAAUCAUUUUCAAACUUUCAUUUGAAUCAAUCAUGUCUUUUAUCGAAGUUCCAGUAAAUCAUCAAUUUCCGAUACAAAAUCUACCUUAUGGAGUAUUUUCCACUGAAUCUGAUCCUAAACAUCGAAUUGGUGUUGCAAUUGGUGAUCAAAUUUUGGAUCUAAGUAAAAUUGUUCAUCUAUUUCAAGGUGAACAUCUUAAAAAUGUUGCAGCCAAAGUAUUUCAAGAAUCAACAUUGAAUAAAUUUUUGGAAUUAGGCCAUAAUGCAUGGCAUGAAGCAAGAAAAACAUUAUUAAAUUUAUUGGAUAAAAAUACACCAACUUUACGUGAUGAUAGUGAACUUCGUAAAUUAGCAUUUAUUCCACAAUCAAUGGCCACAAUGCAUCUUCCAGCAAAAAUUGGUGAUUAUACAGAUUUUUAUUCAUCAUUAGAACAUGCAACCAAUGUUGGUUGUAUGUUUCGUGAUCCAAAAAAUGCUUUAUUACCAAAUUGGCGUUAUAUGCCUGUUGGUUAUCAUGGUCGUGCAUCAUCAGUAGUUAUUUCGGGUACACCAAUUCGACGACCAAAUGGUCAAACAAGACCGGCCGAUGAUGAACCACCGAAAUUUGGUCCAUGUCGUUUGAUGGAUUUUGAAUUGGAAAUGGCUUUUUUGAUUGGUGGUCCAGAAAAUCCCCUCGGAAAACCAAUACCAAUUGAAAAAACUGAAGAUCGUAUUUUCGGAAUGGUUUUAAUGAACGAUUGGAGUGCACGUGAUAUACAAAAAUGGGAAUAUGUUCCAUUGGGACCAUUUUUGGCAAAAUCAUUGGGUACAUCGAUAAGCGCUUGGGUUGUGACAAUGGAAGCACUGCAACCAUUUCGUGUUGCUAAUACUCAACAAAAUCCUAAACCAUUUGAUUAUCUUCAUCAUUCUGAUGAUUAUAAUUUCGAUAUUAAUUUGAAUGUUUUUCUUAAACCUGAUGGUAUGGAUCGAAAUCUAAUUUGUAAAUCAAAUUAUCGUUAUCUUUAUUGGACUAUUAAACAACAAUUGGCUCAUCAUUCCAUUACCGGUUGUAAUAUUCGAUCGGGUGAUCUUUUAGCAACCGGUACUAUAAGUGGUCCAACACCAGAUUCAUAUGGUUCAAUGUUAGAAUUAUCAUGGAAAGGAAAUAAACCAUUAAAUCUUGGUACUGAUGGUGUUAUAACACGUUCAUUUUUACAAGAUAAUGAUUCAAUUAUAAUUGAAGGUUAUUGUCAAGGUGAUGGUUAUCGUAUCGGAUUUGGUGAAUGUCGUGGAAAAAUUCUUCCACCAUUAAUAAUGGAUUUUCAUUAAAUAUAUUAUGUUGUAAUUUUUUUGAAUCAAGAAAAAAAAUCGGUAAUUUUUGGUAAUAAAAAAAAAAGUUUUUCGGAAUC